AUGGCAACCCUCUACAAGUUAGCACAAUUCGGCAAGCUCACCAAGGAGGAUAUGACCAACAAGCAAAUCAUGCACGGCCUGAAUGCGGUUGACCCCGUAACAAAGCUCACUCCCCUCGGCGUUGCAGUUUGGUUCUCCCAUGUCAAAACAAUCGGACUGCUGCUCAAGAACGGAGCCAAUCCCGACGGAAAAGAUCCCAACGGUACCGCUCGCGAUGUACGCCCGCCGCUCUGGGUUGCAGCCGCAAAGUCCAAAGAGAGAGUAGGAACCAUGAUGCAACUCCUCCUGAACGCUGGAGCAGACCCGAAUAUAGUCUCUCCCUUCGAUGGAGACUCGUCCCCUCUCCUCAAAGCGGUGCAGACGUACAAAUACCCUCCCUUAAUCAGCGCACUGGUAGACAAGGGUGCAAACCCGGACCAGGCAAACGGUCUGGGACAAACACCCAGGCGCAUCGCGGAGGACCGCAAUGAUCGUGAUACGGUAAAGGCGCUGCGGAAACGAAAGGAGCGCUCGCUAGGACGGCUCCACUGGGUUGGCGUGAUUGUUAGCGUCGUAGUGGGCGUGGUUGCGUGGGUGAAUGCAUUCGUCAUGGUCGCUGUGGUUGGCGCUGGGGGCGCUGUGGCUGCUGCAGCCCCGUAUGUAACGCAGGUGAUUAAGAGGAGGUUCCAGAUGAGUGGGAGUUUUGUGAAGAAUGUUUGGCCAGAGAAUCUGAAACAACGCGAGCCCAAAGAAGAGUUCAAGAAAGAUGCGAAAGAAUUCAUCAAGGAGAACAAGCUGAACGAGUUCUUCCCGCCCAAUGACCCAUUUCUGCAGACGGUGGUUGAUAAAGCCACGGAGCUGGAGGCCAGCCCGGACAACACCCUAGACACAAAGGACUUGGCCCGGUUAGCCCUCUACCAACCAGUCAUGUAUUGUGAUGACAGUGGUUCCAUGAACAAGGAUAACCGAGCCAAGCACCAAAUCGAUAUCGUCGAGCGUAUUGCGAGCAUUGCCACACGCAUUAUCCCUGAUGAUGAAGGCGUAAAGGUCCGGUUCAUCAACCGCAACACAGAUAUCAUGAUUUAUAAACGGAAUCUUGAUGAGCUCGGACCAAUCAUGGGAAGGCAGUCUCCCUACGGACCAACGGAGAUGGGCACGUAUCUUAGAAGCAAGGUCCUUGAUCCACUUGUGUAUCAGCCGCUGGCAACAAAGAGCCUGAAGCGACCAGUUCUUGUCUCCAUCAUCACGGAUGGUCGUCCAGAGGGCGGGCGUGAAAAAACUGAUACACUAAAGAAAACGAUCCUUGAAUGCGGAAAACGCUUGGAGGCGGCUGGGUAUGAUCGAAAAGUGGUCCGCUUUCAGAUUAGCCAAAUUGGGUAUGACGAGAAUGCAAGAGACUUUCUGGAGUCUCUAACGCGUGAAGAUGAAUUGCUGGAUGUUUUGUACUGCACAACUGACCGAUUGGACGAGGAGUUUGCGAAACUCCAGAAUAAUGAGGCUCGGCUUGAGCAAUGGCUCCUCCGGCUCUUGAUGGGGCCGAUCACGAAUGCGCACCAGGGUUAG
Molecule: messenger RNA, 1542 nt
Organism: Nannizzia gypsea CBS 118893
Lineage: Eukaryota; Fungi; Ascomycota; Eurotiomycetes; Onygenales; Arthrodermataceae
Exons: 6
Coding region: 1-1542 (513 amino acids)
Molecular function (GO): protein binding
Source: RefSeq, a predicted model, not a curated record